CACUGCCACAUUGUAUGAGUGUGAGUGUUAGUGAGUUGAGCAUUAAGAAACCAGGCUUUGUUCUCUGUGUUGUUGUUUUAGGAAGAUGACGAUGAAGAUGAAGAUGUCGGUUGUGUGUGCAGUGGUGGUUCUGGCACUGUUUCUGAUCGAUGUGGGACCUGUGGCUGAGGCUGUAACUUGCACCCCAACCGAAUUAUCGCCAUGUGCUGCAGCAAUCAGCAGCAGCUCUCCACCCUCAGGGGCUUGCUGUACCAAGCUGAAGGAGCAAAAGCCAUGCUUAUGCGGUUACAUAAAAAACCCGUCCCUUAGGCAGUACGUCAAUUCUCCUGGUGCCAUAAAGGUCCUUAGUAGUUGCGGCGUUACCAAACCAAAAUGCUAAAUACAUAUACAAACAAAUUCAAUAACACAGUUUAAUUUAUACUGCGUAUAAAUUAAGCUUCAAUACGUUUCUAUCGUAUUAUAUACUUUGCUGUGUCUUUGGAUGUGUUGUAAGAGUUUCUAGAGCUGAAUACGUACGUACGGUGUAUACACAUCCUGUAUUCACCAGGGAAUCAUCAUAUCUAUGUCUGUCUCUGUUCACACCUAUAAAUAAAGAGAUACUCAUGCUCUCUUCUCUUCU
Molecule: messenger RNA, 619 nt
Organism: Vigna unguiculata (cowpea)
Lineage: Eukaryota; Viridiplantae; Streptophyta; Magnoliopsida; Fabales; Fabaceae
Product: putative non-specific lipid-transfer protein AKCS9
Biological process (GO): lipid transport
Source: RefSeq, a predicted model, not a curated record